GAUAUUAAUUUAGUAGUUCAGCGUUUGAAGUGUCUUGAAGCAAGAUUACUUGAGUUUGAAAAAGGUAAACAAGAAGCAAUGCAACUAAAUGAGCAGCUUGUAAAAAAAUUGAAAGCGUGUGAAAUGCUUAGAUCUAGAGGUGAACAAUUUAUUGAUAGCCUUUAUAAAGCACUUGAUCAAGGAAAACUAGUGAACUUAUUUGAAAAAAUUGAAUACUUUUUCUCCAAUUCAUUUGUAAAAAUGUCAGCAUGUAAUUGUUGUAUUUCUCCUCAGGAAUUAAUCAAUUCAUUAUUAGCUCAUAUUUCUGUUUUGGAUGAUCAAUUAACAGACUGCAAAUUAAAAUCUAAUGAGAUUAUAUCAAUUAAUAAGCAUCUGAUGAACCAAAUGAAGGAAAAUGAAGUAAUUGUUCAAAAAAAUAAUGAAUUCUUAAACUGUUUGUUUUAUUCAAACGAACCAGUGACUAGAGAUGGAUAUCGGAUGGAAACAUGUACUGAUAUUGAUUUGACAUUGAGUUGUAUUGAAAGUAACGAAUAUGAAUUGCAAGAUCUACAUUAUGAAUUUGAAAAAGCAUUAGAAAAGUUUACUAAUAAAGAGGACAAAGAAUUUAAUGAUGAUCAAUAUCCAAACACUGAUACAGACAAUGUGCUAAAUUGUACAGUUAAUGUUGAAAGUGUGUUUACGCCAGAACCAUCUACAGCAACUAUUGUUUUUAUUGAUGAAGAUGAAAAUGAAGAUGAUAUUGAUGUUUAGCUUAUUCAAUAUUAUUUUUAUUGAAACUAUUAGUAAGAAUUUAUGUUUAUUUUUUUGUUUGAUAAAUGUUUAUUUAUUCUAAGAUUAAUGAGAUUGUUUUGUCUGUAUAAACUUGUUAUUUAAAAAAAAAAUGGGAUGUUAAAAAAUAUAGUGUUUAGUCUCA
Diuraphis noxia (Russian wheat aphid) is the source of this 913-nucleotide messenger RNA. RefSeq lists its product as uncharacterized. The record is from RefSeq and is a predicted model, not a curated record. NCBI's taxonomy places the organism in Eukaryota, Metazoa, Arthropoda, Insecta, Hemiptera, Aphididae.